Molecule: messenger RNA, 986 nt
Organism: Camellia sinensis
Lineage: Eukaryota; Viridiplantae; Streptophyta; Magnoliopsida; Ericales; Theaceae
Source: RefSeq, a predicted model, not a curated record
GAGAGAGAGAGAGAGAGAGAGAGAGAGGGCAGUGGGUUGGUUUGGCAAUGGCAUCGACCGCAGCGAGUGUAUCAUGGAGUUGUUCGUCAUGGCUUCACAGUCGUCAUUUAGGUAAGCACAAUGGCGAAACCACAAGAGUCUCAGACAGAAGCUCAGUCAUGGUGAUAGUCGCUCAAAAGAAAGCCAAGAAGACACGAAAGAUAAUUCUGAAGGAGGACGUAGUGGACUUGGGAAAGAAAGGACAGCUCUUGGAUGUCAAAGCUGGAUUUUACAGGAAUUAUCUAUUUCCAAUGGGCAAAGCCCAGAUUGUCACUCCUGUUCUUCUCAAGGAAAUGCGGAUGGAAGAAGAGAGAAUAGAAGCUGAGAAAAAACGGGUAAAAGAAGAGGCACAGCAACUUGCUUUAAUUUUUGAAACUGUUGGCGCAUUCAAGGUGAAGCGCAAGGGUGGGAAAGGAAAACUAAUCUUUGGCUCUGUUACUGCUCAAGAUCUUGUUGACAUAAUCAAGGCACAGCUUCAGAGGGAAGUGGACAAACGAAUUGUUUCUCUACCAGAGAUCCGGGAAACAGGGGAAUAUAUUGCAGAGCUGAAGCUUCACCCCGAAGUCACUGCUCGAGUAAGAUUGAAUGUUUUUGCCAACUAAGGACAGGCACCUUCUGAAGCACACUCUGAUGGAAAAUUUGGUUAAAUGGUUCUAACAUGCAAGGAGCGGAGACUGUCAAGGCGUUAUUAAAUUUAUACAUAUGCUUGCUACGGGACAUCAAAUGUGUUAGUUGUGAAGUCAUCCCCAACAUGUCAGUUUUGCUCUUGGUUUGUUAAUUCUGCCUCAUCAUCUACUGAUUAUUGUUGUCUCUGGUAGGUAAUACUCUGUAGCAUACCCUUUAUUUUUUAUAUUUGGAAAUUUAAUGCCUUUUUGAUAAUAGAGUGCCAGAGGGAAUGAAAUCACUAAAAUCAGUGAAGGAUCAAUCUGAUUUGAUGGUUUUUUGUA